ACCCCUCUGCUCUCCAUGGGCAUCUGCCAGGCAGGGCACUACCUGCAUCUCUGCCUGGCCCACCACCCACCUCUGGUCUGUGCCACUUUGAUCCUGCUGCUUCUUGGCCUUUCUGGCCUGGGUCUUGGUGGCUUCCUCCUCACCCACAGAACUGACCUGCACAGCCCUGACAUCUCCCAGGACUGGGUCUCCUUCUUGAGAUCUUUUGGCCAGCUGGCCCUGUGCCCGGUGAAUGGGACAGUCACAAAGAAGGGCCGUGGGUCUCAUGUUGUGGGCUUACUGGCCACCUUGAACUUUGGAGAUGGUCCAGACAGGAACAAGACCCAGAAAUUCCAAGCCCAGGUCCAGGGUAGCCGGAUGGGAUUGAAAGGAUCUUUUGCAGGAAAGCUGGUGCUCGUUAUGGCCAGGGUGACCACAGAAAGGACCCCAGGAAUCUGCCUGUAUUUUAGUGCUACUCCAGAAAUCCUGCCCUCCAGCCAGCCACCGAUACCCUGCUCAGAGGAGGGAGCAGGAAAUGCCACCCUGAGCCCUAGAAUGGCUGAGGAGUGUGUCAGUGUCUGGAGCCACGAAGGUCUCGUGCUCAUCAAGUUGCUUACCUCGGAGGAGCUGAUUCUGUGUGGCUCUCGGCUGUUGGUUUUGGGCUUCUCCCUGAUUCUAUUCUGUGGCCUCUGCUGUCUCACUGCAGCGUGCUUCCAUCCGCACCGGGAGUCCCACUGGUCUAGAACCCGGCUCUGAGGGCUCUGGCCUAGUUCCCGUCUCACUCUCAGGUGUGGAUCAACUUCUUGGGCCUUGAUUCUGAGUUGGAAGAGAUGUUACAAAAAGUGAAGAGCUGGAAUGUGGGAGGAAAUAAA
Molecule: messenger RNA, 851 nt
Organism: Bubalus bubalis (water buffalo)
Lineage: Eukaryota; Metazoa; Chordata; Mammalia; Artiodactyla; Bovidae
Product: insulin-like growth factor-binding protein 3 receptor
Exons: 1
Coding region: 16-735 (239 amino acids)
Source: RefSeq, a predicted model, not a curated record